This is a messenger RNA of Laetiporus sulphureus 93-53, 516 nucleotides long. RefSeq lists its product as uncharacterized. Bases 1 to 516 code for a protein of 171 amino acids. The transcript is spliced from 7 exons. NCBI's taxonomy places the organism in Eukaryota, Fungi, Basidiomycota, Agaricomycetes, Polyporales, Laetiporaceae. The record is from RefSeq and is a predicted model, not a curated record.
AUGCCCAAGCAGGAUAAUCCUCACUCGGCACCCUCACCCUUGAGCUUGAAGCUCAUUGGCUUUCUUGCCUGGCCCAGCAUCAACAACCGUCUCUUCCUCGGUGUCAACUGCAGUGAGGAUGGGAGUAGCUAUGUGCACUCCAUGCCCAGUGUCAACUUCAUCCUCCCUCAGUACCUCUCCAACUCAGGCCUGCCCUUCAACACACUCCUCAAGCGCGACCAGUUUGUCGAGCACCCAGAUGAGUUGCGCAUGUUCAACAACCACAUGCAUGACAGCGAGGAAGGGUGCAGCAGACAGCGUGGGACAGCAGACCCAGAUGUAUCAGGUGGAGGGACCUCCCUAGGAGAGCUCAUGGUAGCGGUUACACAACAGCGACAACUGAAUGACCCAAGAUUGCAGCAGGAUGGGCACCCUUCCAGGUGGCCCACUGCAGUACCUGCAUUUCUUCCAGCAGGAUGUAUUGAGUUGCCCAGAACAGCAGUGGUAUAUAUUGUCCUGCAGUCAGACCAGAUCUAG